UUGCGCCUCUGAAAUUUCCACUUGUCAUCGUUGACGACUCACUUGAGGCGCUGCUGAUUAGGCGCGACUGCCGCAGUUAGCUUCGAUGCGUGUUGCGGAUAUGUCUGGAACGGGCAAGAGAUUCAUUGGCUUCACAUUACUGGCCCUCGGCUGUAUUUACAGUGCCAGCGCGUCGGCCAACCUGACCGAGUUCCUGGCCCAUCGGCAGCGACGCGGACUUAUCUUCCAGAACAGCGGCUCCAUCAAGUUCAGCAUAGGAGCCUCGAUGCCUAUUCCUUUGGGUGAUCCCGUGAAAUUCCGCUCUGCGGUCCUUUCGUUCACCCUGCAGGGCGGCACCUACAGCAUGCCCACGAGUCCCAUUUGGCCCUGGGACAAGUGGGAGACCACCUUUGCCCGAUCUCUGCAGCAAAUGAGGCGCAACAUCGAGAGGCACACGGCCAGCGGAGCUGUGCGAUACGCGGACGACGCACGACAGCUGGUGUACACGGCCCUCGAGGAGUACAUGGGCAGGCGGAACAGCGAUGUGGUUGUGGGCAGACAAUGCCUGUUGCGCUCCAUAUGCGAGAAUGCCCAGGUGCAUCAUCACGUUGGCAUCUUCUCCGAAAUACUGAACAUUGUGCUGAGUCCGGGCAAAGCCGAUAUAGAUAGCUGCUAUCACGAUGCCUUUGCGGCUGGACAGGCGGGUGCUAAUUGCCUGGCCGUUUUUGAGGCCUGUCCACGUGGCCUCAACUUUCUGGACGAGAUGUUGGUUGCGGAGCGCAGUUGAGUUUUGAUUAAUUGGAUUUUCGCUACGGAUCGAUUGAUGCAUUGGAUUGGACAACAAUAAAGUUUUGACACAAAUCAAAAUGCAUGUCUAAUGCUUCUUGUUGCAACUGUUGCAUAAUUUGCGACUCUCCGUCAAAGGCGCACGCAGUGAGCAUGUGGUAUGUGGCAUGCGGCAUGCGGAAUGCGGCAGGAAACGGCAAUAGGGGCGGCUGCACAAGCAAACAUAUAGCACACACGGGCUAACCAAACAUUACAGUUUACACGAAGGUUCCUCCAAUGAAAUUAGUGGUAUU
Molecule: messenger RNA, 1058 nt
Organism: Drosophila navojoa
Lineage: Eukaryota; Metazoa; Arthropoda; Insecta; Diptera; Drosophilidae
Source: RefSeq, a predicted model, not a curated record